Messenger RNA from Hyalella azteca, 678 nucleotides. RefSeq lists its product as uncharacterized. The record is from RefSeq and is a predicted model, not a curated record. The transcript is spliced from 4 exons. Lineage: Eukaryota; Metazoa; Arthropoda; Malacostraca; Amphipoda; Hyalellidae. The annotation marks the transcript as partial.
AUGUGUCUGGUGGAGCUGUUGUUUGAAGGUUUUGACACAAGGUUAUCGCACAUCAUCAGCCACAGCAGGUGGUUCAAGCAGUACAGCUACGAGGUGUCAGAUGGUACACACAGAGACUCCCAGUCUUCUCGCACUACCGACGCCAUCUUGACAGACGACUGGCGGGGCGGUGCUCACGUGCACACCAUCAGCUCGGCCUCCCUGGCCUCUAGCAUGGCCACUCUGCCUCGCGCUGCCUCACUCUACCAGUCACACUACCAGACCUGUGCUGGAGACCUGCUACGGAGCGACGCCAUACCUCCCGCCGCGGCGCGCGGGUGCGCACUGUAUCGCCUGCAGCAGCACAGCUCGCACGCCUGCCUGCCUACGUCAUCAGCCGCUCACCACUACCCUGCCUGCCGUACGACCGGCGCCCUCAACCCCAGCUUGUCGUACGCAACCCUCGACCACAGACUCCAGAGGCACGUCCUACCGCCACCGCCUCCUGAGUUCACGUCACCCACAGAAGCUCCUGUGGGAGAUCCAUGUGGUGUUAGCGGUGGUGGAUGUGGCGGCAACGGUGAUGGAUGUUGCGGCAAUGGUGGUGGAUGUGGAGGCAACACCGGUAGCUUUGGUGGGAACGGUAGUGGAUCUGGUGGAAAUGUUUUGUGCAGCGUUGGUAGUGGAGGUGGGAAUGUG